Molecule: messenger RNA, 984 nt
Organism: Chaetomium globosum CBS 148.51
Lineage: Eukaryota; Fungi; Ascomycota; Sordariomycetes; Sordariales; Chaetomiaceae
Exons: 2
Coding region: 1-984 (327 amino acids)
Biological process (GO): positive regulation of ubiquitin-protein transferase activity; protein neddylation
Cellular component (GO): ubiquitin ligase complex
Molecular function (GO): ubiquitin-like protein binding; cullin family protein binding; ubiquitin conjugating enzyme binding
Source: RefSeq, a predicted model, not a curated record
AUGCCCAAAGCUACGAAGGAGAAGAAGGCCGCCAAGUCGACCAAAGACAAACCCUACUCAAAGGCGGCAAGGUCCGACCCCACGUCACGUCGCUUAAUGUCUACUCUCACAAAGCUGUUUCAUCGUUUAGCCUUCAGCCCGGGCCGGAAAGCUGACGACGGUGUUCCUUACAGAUAUUAUAACGACAAUCAGAACCAUGGCGGCAGCAGUAAUAAGUCGGAAGCAGCAACGAGAGCGCAGCUGAACAAGUUUUUCGAUGAUCUCAUUCCAGAGGAGGAGAAAGCGCGGAGCUCAGAGCCGAUUUCCGAGAUCGGCGCCGAGCAGUCCAUGGCCUACCUCGAACGCCUCGAGGUCAACAUGGCCAACUACGAGCUCUUCGUAGUGCUCGAGAUCGUCAAGGCCGAGUCCAUCGGCACCAUUACGCGAUCGGGCUUCGUCGACGGCUGGGCCCGCGUCAUCGCCGAGACCAGCAGUCACGCUAACAGCAGCAUGCGGGUCACGCCCGACUGGGACGGCCAACAGCAGUACGUGCGCAGCCGCGUCGCCCAGGCCCUGACCGACGACGACUACUUCAAAACCCUCUACGAUUUCGCCUUCCAGGUCGGCCGCGAGCCGCCGCAGAAGGCCGUCGCGAUGGCCGUCGCCGUCAGCUUCUGGGAGGGCCUGUACGAGCCCCACAGCAACCCGUGGCGGUCCGCCCACGUCAACUGGCUGGAGCAGUGGACAGCGUACCUGCGGGAGAAGUACGGCGUCGUCAAAACGAACGAGGACGGCGAGGAGGAGGUCGAGUACAAGCGGACGGUUAGCAAGGACCUCUGGACCCAGACCCGCCUCUUCGCCAUCAAGACCAUGAAGGACGAGACGCUGGGCUUCUGGUCCGAGGAGCAGGCCUGGCCGGGCAUCAUCGACGACUUUGUGUUGUGGUGCCGGGAGAAGGGAAUCGUGAAGGAGACGAAGCCCGGGGACGUCAUGGAAGCAGACUGA